AUGAACACUGGUCUUGUCAACAGCCGCUUCCUCUCCAAGCCCGAUGAGGUCGGCGUUGUUGCCGUCGGUUUCUCAGGCGGUCAGCCCAAAGCAGGUGUCGACAUUGGCCCCGCUGCUCUGAUCCAGUCCGGUCUUCUCACUGAGAUCCGGGAUGAGCUCGGCUACAAGCUCUUUGGUGACGAGAGCGUCCAGCAGUUUGAGGAUCUGAUCCCCGAGUCAGACCCUGACUACCGCGGUAUGAAGAAGGCCCGCCACGCAUCUGCGGUGACUCGCAAGAUCGCUUCGCACACCUAUGAGCACUCACGCGAGGGACGCAUGACUCUCACCCUUGGCGGUGAUCACAGCAUUGCCAUUGGCACUAUCGCCGGAACUGCCAAGGCUACCCGGGAGCGCCUGAACCGUGAGAUCGCUGUUAUCUGGGUUGAUGCGCACGCCGACAUCAACACACCUGAGAGCAGUGACAGUGGUAACAUCCAUGGUAUGCCUGUUGCUUUUUUGACUGGUCUAGCCAAAGAGGAAAAGGAGGAGUACUUUGGCUGGCUCGAGGAUGAUAUGCGUCUGAGCGUUAAGAAGCUGGUGUACAUUGGUCUUCGAUCCGUCGACAUAGGCGAGAAGAAGAUUCUCCGUGAGCACGGCAUCAAGGCUUUCAGCAUGCAUGACGUCGACCGUCACGGUAUUGGCCGUGUCGUCGAGAUGGCCCUCGCCCACAUCGGCAGCGACACCCCCAUCCAUCUGUCCUUCGACGUCGACGCCCUUGACCCCAUGUGGGCUCCCAGCACCGGUACACCCGUUAGAGGCGGUCUUACUCUCCGUGAAGGCGACUUUAUCUGCGAGAGUGUGCACGAGACGGGUAACCUUGUUGCUAUUGACCUGGUUGAGGUGAACCCUCACCUGGCUGAUACCAAGCAAGCCGAACAGAACACAAUCCACGCUGGAUGUUCACUUGUGCGAUGCGCGCUGGGUGAGACCCUUCUAUAA
Molecule: messenger RNA, 978 nt
Organism: Fusarium poae
Lineage: Eukaryota; Fungi; Ascomycota; Sordariomycetes; Hypocreales; Nectriaceae
Gene: AGA1
Product: A-agglutinin attachment subunit precursor
Exons: 2
Coding region: 1-978 (325 amino acids)
Cellular component (GO): cytosol; nucleus; cytoplasm
Molecular function (GO): manganese ion binding; arginase activity
Source: RefSeq, a predicted model, not a curated record